Molecule: messenger RNA, 2613 nt
Organism: Otolemur garnettii (small-eared galago)
Lineage: Eukaryota; Metazoa; Chordata; Mammalia; Primates; Galagidae
Gene: HDAC10
Product: histone deacetylase 10
Exons: 20
Coding region: 223-2259 (678 amino acids)
Biological process (GO): chromatin organization
Cellular component (GO): histone deacetylase complex
Molecular function (GO): histone deacetylase activity
Source: RefSeq, a predicted model, not a curated record
GGAAGCCGGAAGUACAGCUUAGGGCCAUCCUGGUCCUCUGCAGUGUCUGUGCAUUGGAGACUCCUGAGCUGCCUGGGUUCUAGUUGUCCUUCCCAGGCUCUGUCCCAGGCAGGUCCCAGGCUGGACUGCUUUCCAGGCUGCACCGUGGAACAGGGUAUAGUCUUACAGCAGGGGUUUGGCUCCUGCUGUCCUAGAGCAGCCCAAAGUGACCCUGGCCCAGCCAUGUGGACUGCACUCGUGUACCAUGAGGACAUGAUGGGACAUGAGCUGCUCUGGGAUGACCCCGAGUGCAAGAUAGAGGGUCCCCAGCGCCUGUCUGCAGCCCUGGACCGCCUGCGGCAGUGUGGCCUGGAGCAGAGGUGCCUACAGCUGUCAGCCCGAGAGGCCUCAGAGGCAGAACUGGGGCUGGUGCACAGCCCAGAGUACAUAGCCCUGAUUCAUGGGACCCAGGUCCUGGGCAAGGAGGAGCUCCAGGAGCUGUCUGGACAGUAUGAUGCUGUGUACUUCCACCCGAGUACUUUUCACUGUGCCCGACUGGCUGCAGGGGCUGCGCUGCAGCUGGUGGAUGCUGUGCUCACAGGAGCUGUGCACAAUGGGCUGGCCCUGGUGAGACCCCCUGGACAUCACAGCCAGAGGGCAGCUGCCAAUGGGUUCUGUGUGUUCAACAACGUAGCUAUAGCGGCUGAACAUGCCAAGCAGAAACACGGGCUAUGCAGGAUCCUCAUUGUUGACUGGGACAUCCAUCAUGGCCAGGGCAUCCAGUACAUCUUUGAGGAUGACCCCAGUGUCCUUUACUUCUCCUGGCAUCGAUAUGAGCACGGCCGCUUCUGGCCCUUCCUGCGAGAGUCAAAUGCAGAUGCUGUUGGGCAGGGACGGGGCCGUGGCUUCACUGUUAACCUGCCCUGGAACCAGGUUGGGAUGGGGAAUGCUGACUACAUGGCUGCCUUCUUGCAUCUGCUGCUGCCCCUGGCCUUUGAGUUUGACCCUGAGCUGGUGUUGGUCUCUGCUGGAUUUGACUCAGCCAUCGGGGACCCGGAGGGCCAGAUGCAGGCCACACCAGAGUGCUUCGCCCACCUCACACAGUUGCUCCAGGUGCUGGCUGGCGGCCGAGUCUGUGCAGUGCUGGAGGGCGGCUACCACCUGGAGUCACUUGCGGAGUCGGUGUGCAUGACAGUGCAGGCACUGCUUGGGGACCCUGCCCCACUCCUGCUGGGGCCUCUGAUGCCAUGUCAGAGUGCCCUGGAAUCCAUUCAGAGUGUCCGGGCAGUCCAAGCCCCUCACUGGCUGAGCCUCCAACAGCAAGAUGUGGACCCUGCACUGAGCCCCAGCACCCAUUUCCUAGAGGGGAGGCUCCUGCCUGUGCUGCCUGGGGAUCCUGCUUGCAAGGCUGAGGCUUCAGCAGUGCUGAGCUCCCUCCUGGGCCAGCUAUACCUCCACCCCACACCUGCUGUCUGCAAUGGGCCAGAUGCCACCCUGGUUCUGCCCCGUGAUGUCAUUUAUCAGGAGGAGUCAGCACCAAGAGAGGAGGCAGAAACCUGGGCCAGGCUACGUGCAUCUCUGGCUCAGGAUGAAGCCCUCACUGCACUUAUGAAACUCCUGUACCUUUUAGAUGGGAUCCUGGAUGGGCAGGUGAGCAGUGGUAUUGUAGCCACCCCAGCCUCCACUGCAGUGGCCAUCCUGAAUGUGGCCAUUCAGAGAGGCCUGUCCCACGGAGCCCAGAGGCUGUUCUGUGUGGCCCUGGGACAGCUGGACCGGCCUCCUGACCUCACUGAUGAUGGGAGGACUUUUUGGCUGAGCAUCAGGGGCAAGGAGGCAGCUGCUUUCUCUGCAUUCCAUGUUUCCACUCCACUGCCGGGGACCAGUGGUGGGUUCCUGAGCUGCAUCGUGGGCCUGGUGCUGCCGCUAGCCUAUGGCUUCCAGCCUGACCUGGUGCUGGUGGCGCUGGGGCCUGCCCAUGGCCUUCAGGGACCCCAUGCUGCUCUUCUGGCUGCAGUGCUGCGGGUGCCGGCAAGAGGCCGAGUUCUGGUCCUGGUGGAGGAGUCAGAACCUCAGCUGGCAGGGAUGCUGGCCCCAGUGCUGCGCGGAGAAGCACCUCCCAGCCUGGGUCCUUUCUUGAUGGCCUCUCCAGAGGAUGUCCAGGCCCUCAGGAGCCUGAGAGGGCAGUUAGAGCCACAGUGGAAGAUGCUGCAGGUGGCCGUACCGCUUUCCUCUGGCAACGUGGAAUCGACCACGGCAGGAAUGUGCACACCACAGAAAUAAUACCACGAUACAGCCCCCAAGUCAGCUGCUGCGCUCAACAACAGCGGGCCGUGGCCAUGGCGGUCCCGCCCCUCUCCGCCAUCCUCACCACGCCCUACGGAGGCCCACACCGUCCCCGCUUCCGCCCCGCGGUGCUCCCACCCUCACCCCCUACAGCGUCUCGCUCCGUCCGGCCCCGCAGUGUCCCAGACCGUACAGUCGUGGCUCAGUCACGCCCCACCCUGCGGUGGCCCAGACCCUCCCGGUUCAGGUUCGCUUUGCUCUGUGGCGGCUCCGCCCCUACCCCUCUGGCGCCCAGUUCUUACCCUUCUCGCGGCAGCCCUGCCCUACGUUAGUAAACUUAGAAAAACCAGA